Owenia fusiformis is the source of this 519-nucleotide messenger RNA. NCBI's taxonomy places the organism in Eukaryota, Metazoa, Annelida, Polychaeta, Sabellida, Oweniidae. The record is from the annotation of a GenBank genome assembly.
CUGUUGCCUUGGUACCGACGCUUGUUCUUACAGAUACAACGAUAAUUUUACGUAAUACUGACAAGGUUAUUCAAGAUGAAAAUCGCCGCUUCUUUGUUUCUUGGACUUGCACUAUUUGUGUGUAGUGAAGCAUGUAGCGUUACGGUUGACAAUAAAAGCACGUUUAACGUUGGUUGGCAAUUGACAUUUGCUUGGACAAAUUGGCACGGCAGGGCGCUUUCAAAUAAAAAGGACAGGCACAAUUGCGAUUCCUGCCUCCCCAGAGAUCUCCUUGUAACAUGGAACAACAGGAACUGUAAACUCUACGUCAACUGUAUCGACAACCCAAACGUUGAGGUUAACAUCUACCGCCAGUCUUCUGGACAAUGGGUCAUGAACUUGAGGAACAUGGCGACCGGAGAAACAUCUUACUGUAACAUGCCUGCCCCUUGAUUGACAGGAUGCGUUAUGGUUGGACAUGCUGAAUGCUGAAAUCGUCUUUGUUAACGUAUAAAUAAAAAAUAUAAAUCUGAAUAAAAU